AUGACGAGCAAGGACUUUCGCGAUCAGCUUGGCAAAUUCCGCCUCGAGUCCCCCAACCAUGCCUUGUUGCCAGUGACAUGGUCGCAGCCCUCUGCAAAUGCGAUACCCAAGUCAUCCCCUCAUGGGGGACACCAUCCGUCCCCCGUUUCACCGUUGACACGCCCACCACCGUCCACACCACACUUGCCCCCACCACCGUCCGACUCAGUGUCGCCUCUUGACUCGACGGUCGCAACACCCACGGCCUCUACACGUAGUAAGCGCGUCUCGACCGCAUGCGACUUUUGCCGCAAACGAAAGAAAAAAUGCGACUUUCGAUACCCAAACUGCUCGGCGUGCACGCGUGCGGGGGUACGCUGUACCAUCCCCCCGCCGGGGCCACAGGUCGCGAGUGCCUCGGUGCCUCGCGAUCAACUGGAGACUCUCCAAAAUCGCGUCCAGUGGCUGGAAGAGGUGGUGCGCCGUAAAGUUGGCAUCUCGGUGGCUGAUCUAGCUACAGGCUCACCUGUGGACGCCGGGUCAGAUCCGGACUGGUGGUAUCGAGUGCCAGCAAUGAUCGCUUCGAGUGCAACUCGCUCGUCUCUCGCGCCACCACUACCAUUGUCCACGCCAUCCGCAAAGGCCACCACGACUACGCUCAGCCCCGUCGGGAACCAUUCGACCCCAACACCGCCUGGGCUAGCAGCGAUCGCGACCGAACCCCCCAUGGGAGUUGGUGUCGAGCUGCCUAACGUGGGCGAGAUUCUGCGCGACCAGUUGGAGAAUCGUCGCCCGUCGGUCGCAAGACCUGCCGUUGCACCUCGGGUUCUCCGUCUGUCCUCUCUGGAAGAAGUGGAACGAGUUGCAGGUCAAUACUUUGACAGCAUCGGGUAUCAGUAUCCGUUCCUGUCCCGCCCAGAGUUCUUCGGUCAUCUCAGACAUAUCUAUAUGGGCGGUGUGCCUGCACCGGAGGUCCACAAUACCUAUCACAUAAUCAUUGCCAUUGCCCUGUUGAUCGGGUCGGCAGAGUCGGCUCAAGCAGCCGACUUCUACCGUGCUAGCCAGGAGACCCUUCCCCAUGCUCUGCAAAAUGAGGAUCUUCCCUCGAUCCGGGCUCUUCUCGGACUGGCCUUGUAUUCCAUGUUCGCCACGUCCGGUCCGAGUAUAUGGCACGUCCUAGGAGCCACCCUGCGACUGGCAAUCAGCCUGGGCUUACACAAGGCUCGGCCGUAUCCGAGCCUGAUGGAAGAGGAGAUGGCCAAGCGUGCUUUUUGGAGUCUAUAUAACCUGGAUCGUCUGAUUGCCAGUACUCUGGGCCGGCCUUUGGGGAUCUCUGACGACGACAUUAGUGUUGGACUGCCUCGGGAGCUGAACGAAGAUGGGUUGGAAGCGCCCGGGGCCAGCACUAUGACGAUUCCCCUUCAAGUCAUUCGUCUUCGACGGAUCUUUUCCCGCAUCUAUCACUACCUAUAUAGCAAUCUCCCCCAGCCAUCUGCGGAAGAGGUUGCCGCCACACUAGGAGAGUUUCGCCGAGAAGUCGACGACUGGCGUGUUUCGGCUCCGGUGUAUCCGUCGGCUCUUCUCUACUCGACUUCAUACUAUGAUUAUCUGUAUUACACAACCUUGCUGUUGAUGUAUCGUCCGAGCCCUCGUAAUCCCACCCCGGACACACUGAGCAUCGUGAGCUGCGGAGAUUCCAGCAUACAGGUGAUUCGAUCGUACUGGGACAGCUACUCCGUCGGCAAACUCAAGUGGAUCUGGUUGACCCUGAGUCAGGUUUACUUUGCCGGCAUCACCAUCCUUUGGUGCUUGGAACAAAAUGCCCGGUGUCUCCAUGCGUCUCGCCCGGCUCCCUGGCACCCGGAUGAACAAGUGAUGCGACGGGCGAUCCAAGCGGUGGUUGUUCUUCUGGAGCAAUUCGGUAAGCGACGACCCGGCGUGGAUCGAUUGGCAGAGACCUUUCGGCACCAAAGUACGAUGAUCUUCAGCCAAAUGGCAUAUCGUCAGCAACAGCAGCAGCAGCAACAACAACAAACAACAACAACAACAACAACAACAACAACAACACAACACAACAACAACAACAAAACAACAACAAACAACAACAAACAACAACAACAACAACAACAACAACAACAACAACAACCACCACCGCAGGCCUUGUUGCAGCCGGCAUAUCGUCAGCCUCCGCAAAAUCCACCAAAUCUUCUUCCCCCGCAACUUCCCGUGACACUCGCUCCUCCGCCUCCGCCCCCGGUUCCGCUGGCCCCCGUGCUCGAUGAUGUGCUGCUGGUCGAUGGCAGUGGCGCGAUGCCCAUGAUUGACCCGCAAAUGGCCGAACAACUGUACUAUUCCUACAAUUGGUUUCAAGAGGAGAUGGCAAGUUACUAUACCCUUUGA
Molecule: messenger RNA, 2379 nt
Organism: Penicillium oxalicum
Lineage: Eukaryota; Fungi; Ascomycota; Eurotiomycetes; Eurotiales; Aspergillaceae
Product: putative C6 transcription factor
Exons: 2
Coding region: 1-2379 (792 amino acids)
Biological process (GO): positive regulation of transcription by RNA polymerase II; DNA-templated transcription
Molecular function (GO): DNA-binding transcription factor activity, RNA polymerase II-specific; zinc ion binding; sequence-specific DNA binding
Source: RefSeq, a predicted model, not a curated record